AUGUUCUGUCCUGUUCUAUGCAACUCUUCUCUUAAGAUGAAGACACUUGUAUUGGUAGUUUGUGCUUUCAUUUAUACAGACGCUGCCUCGGUACCGAAAUGGAGACAGAAAAGGUCCGUGAAAUUCAGUCAUUGGCCGAUAGCUGCGGGUAAGAACUGGUUCCCGGAUGACGGAACAAGUGGAACUGGCGAUGGUAGCUACCCAGGAGGACCUGGUGGACUACCUGGGGGCGAUGGCAGUUACCCUGGGGGACUACCCGGGGAUGGUGGUGGAGGAUGGUUUCCAGGAGCGACAACUACACCGGUUCCAAUAUCAUGCAAUGAUGCAGGAGGAUAUUGUCUUUACGAGGCAAACUGUGGUGCAGAACCAGGUCCACAGUACGUGUGUGAAACGGAGGGUCUCGUCUGCUGUUUACCACCUGUCUUACCUGAUUCAACAUGCGGAGUUACUAAAGAAGCCAGUACAAGAAUCGUUCAUGGUUCGGAGGCUGAGCAUAACAAAUGGCCCUGGCAAGCAUCUCUCCAGACACUAUCCGACUUUCAUUUCUGUGGAGGAUCACUAAUCCAUGAACAAUGGGUUAUCACUGCUGCUCAUUGUGUGGUAGAUGGAAGGGAAAUGAAAGUAGUCCUAGGUGAACAUGACAGAACAAUUGCACAUGGACCAGAAGUGACUGUCAAUGUUGCAAAGCAAAUCCUGCAUGAAGGUUACUCUAAUGAUGCACCCUACCCUAAUGACAUCGCUUUGUUAAAGCUAGAAACACCAGUGCAAUUCACUGAUGAAAUAAGCACGGCUUGUAUACCUUCAGCUGGAGAGAGUUUUACAACUGAAGACAAUUGCUGGAUUUCAGGAUGGGGAGAUACGAAGGAUACUGGAGAUGAGACCAAGCUUCAUGAACUUAAGAAGACAAUAACAGAUAAUCCAACAUGUGCCAAUAAAUGGGGAGCUGGUAAUAUCAUGGAUACACAUAUCUGUGUUGGAAAUGGUGAUAAGGGAGCAUGCAAUGGUGAUUCUGGAGGUCCUUUAUCCUGUCAGAAAGACGUAUGGUACCUGGCAGGAGCUACAUCCUGGGGAUAUAAUGGUUGUCAGACAGAAGGGUAUCCCAAUGUGUACACUAGGGUGUCAGAAUACAGAGACUGGAUCAAACAUCAUAUCAGAAUUAAUAGAGACUAAGUAGCAGAUAUAUUUACAGAAAAGGAACGUCAUAUGAGAAUAAAUAGAAAAUAAGAUAUGUUAACAGAAUGGAAACA
Messenger RNA from Mytilus trossulus (common blue mussel), 1247 nucleotides. RefSeq names its product chymotrypsinogen B-like. NCBI's taxonomy places the organism in Eukaryota, Metazoa, Mollusca, Bivalvia, Mytilida, Mytilidae. The coding region runs from base 1 to 1170 and encodes 389 amino acids. Gene Ontology annotation, biological process: proteolysis. The record is from RefSeq and is a predicted model, not a curated record. The transcript has 8 exons. Gene Ontology annotation, molecular function: serine-type endopeptidase activity.